AUUCUGUUUCUGUCAUUUUGAUGAAAUCCUAUGUACUUAUAUAGCUGUGUUCAGUGCGAUGAUGGUGGCUAUAGCAUUAUAUUGAAGAGUAUUAUUGUUUUUUGUUUGACGUGUGUAGGGUUUUCAUUCACAUUUUGUUGAAAUAGAGUCAUGUUUCUAUGGUCUAAAACCAUAACAUGAGUAAAUAAUGUAAUGUAAGGUGAACAAAACUAAAUCAUAUAGCUAACGAUAACGAUAAACAAGCUCGUAUCAAAUAAAAAUUUAUUGAAUUGUUAUGUAUUGAACAAUCAUUAAAAUUAUUGAAUAAUUUCAUAGCUGGAUGAUGUGAAUGCUGAAUUAUUAGUGGUAUUAUUAUAAGUUGCAGAAAUGUGUGACAGACAUGAGUGCUGAACUAACUAGAUGUAAAAGCUCGUUUUCUAGAGUGAGUUCGGAACAACUAGAUUUAUUGCUAUCGUUUAUGGAAGAGCACCCUGCCUUUGCUGCCGGCAAACAAUCGAUUUACUCUCGGUUCAGCUCCAGCAAGUUGUGGCGUCUUCUGGCAGAACGUUUGAACGCGGCAGCCGUUGACAGUGGUGGAGCACGCAAGUCGCCCGACAAGUGGUGCCGGUACUGGGCUGACAUAAAAUACAAAGCCCGUAAGAAGUCAGCUGCAGGCGGGGCGCUGGGAGAUCUCUCUAGUGCAGAGGAACGCUUACAGAAUAUAUUCAACAGCAGUGGUCGCGAAUCGGCGGGCGGCACGCGGCGCGCCAGCCAGUCGGACGACGAGCGCAAGCCCGCGCUGGACGACGACGCCAGCGACUGCUCCGCGCCCGCCGCGCGCCUCGCCACCGAGGAGCUGCUGGCCGAGGCCGCCAUGCGCAGCGCGCUGGCCGCGGAGAAACAGGCCGAGGCCGUGGCGCAGGCCGUGGAGCUGCUGCGCGACCUGCUGGCCCUGCUGCGCGAGCGCGCGCUGCCGCCGCCGCUGCUGUAGCUAGCGCAGGCCGGCCA
This is a messenger RNA of Spodoptera litura, 987 nucleotides long. RefSeq lists its product as uncharacterized. Lineage: Eukaryota; Metazoa; Arthropoda; Insecta; Lepidoptera; Noctuidae. The record is from RefSeq and is a predicted model, not a curated record.